CUCUCACGCGCUCGCGCACACUGAUUCUACACAGACAUAAGCAAGACAAGAGAAAGGACUUUUCUUGAGGAUACAGCUUGAGGUUGGAUUCAGCAUGGCGGUUGGAAGGGGUGGGAAAAGCUUAAUGGGACCUCUAUUAGCUGUCAACUCUGUCGUGCAUCUAAUUGUACUGGGAUUAGCAGGAUGGUCUCUCGACAAAUACAUUGACGGUGAACAGGAUCAUCCCCAUUUGGGAGGGAAUCCGUCUACAAGCUUUCUGCUAGUGUUUGCAUUGAUUGGCGGUGUAAUUGGAGCAUGUUCUCUGUUUGCUGGGCUCAUCCAUCUCCGGGCUUGGCACAGUGACAGUCUGGCCGGUGCAGCCUCUUCUGCGUUCAUAUCAUGGACUAUGACAGCUCUUGCCUUUGGGUAUCCAUCGCCUUGCUCAAAACCUUACUCCUCCUCUACUCUGUUCACUCGUUUUAAGUAGUUUAUUGGUGCAGACUUGUGUGCAAGCAGAUCAUAUUGGGAGGGCAUAGAGGGAAACGACUGGUAAAUGGUCACGUUAAUAUUUACUUGAAUCGAAGCUUCUUAUUGUGUUAUCAGUAGCAGUCUUCCUACAUGAAAGAUGGAAUGCUGAUGAUUUUUGUCUUUCACAAAAUACGAGUGUUGCAGCAAACAUUGGAGGCUUUCAUCACAUUGUCAUUACUGAGUCAGUUGCUGUAUUUACUGCUACUGCAUGGUGGGAUGUGUAGCGGGAGAUUUGGACCUGCUUACGGUGGCUAUGGGACACGAUAUGGUGGCAUUGGGAUGACGAGGCGCACCCCUGCUGUUGUCUGAAACAAGGGGAUGGAAGUUCUGGAUGCGGCAGAACAGUGAAAUUCUGAGGUAAAAAAAACUGAGUAACAUUUUGAUAGCAUGAUAAUUUCUAAUUGAAGUCUGAGGCAAGAAUCACUGGCCUCGAAUGUACAUAAAUUUUGCGAUUAAUUUGCUUUGGCAUGAUUCUGAGAAUGAUGUGGAGCUACAAAAUCCCAAUACGUUAUGAAUCCCAAAUUCCUUAAUGUCAUGUCUGCGUCGGAGCUACAAUUUCCAUGU
Molecule: messenger RNA, 1071 nt
Organism: Coffea arabica (coffee)
Lineage: Eukaryota; Viridiplantae; Streptophyta; Magnoliopsida; Gentianales; Rubiaceae
Source: RefSeq, a predicted model, not a curated record